Brassicogethes aeneus is the source of this 1848-nucleotide messenger RNA. Lineage: Eukaryota; Metazoa; Arthropoda; Insecta; Coleoptera; Nitidulidae. The record is from the annotation of a GenBank genome assembly.
GUCAAAAUCAGAGAAAAUGGUCGUUGGAAAACAAACCUUCUUGUUUUAUUAUUAUAUUAUUAACAUAUUUUGUGUUUUGAAUGCAAAUUUAAAGUAGUAUUACGAUGAAUAACUUUGCUGACCAGGAAACGCCUCUAACCUCUGGGAUAGCAAUAAAACAGGAUAUCAAAGAGGAAUUUGAUGAGGACAACUCCAUAGCCUGUGAUGAUUUGGGGGUGAAAAAUGAUGAAGAAGACUAUUUUGAUGGAGCAGAGCAAUUUGAAAUGAAAUUUGAAGUUGAAAACGAAAGACUUCUUGACAUAAGUUUUAAAAAUGAAGAAACAAAUAAAGAAAUACUGUCAGAAAAAGUCCCAAAAGAAGAGAAAGGGAAUGAAAAAAAUCCCCUAUCCAAAGACAGGUUAUUUGAGUGUGAUAUCUGUCCCAAGAAGUACAAAAGUAGGGAUGGUUUGAAUGAACAUACAAAGUUUGUUCAUAAAAAACACGAGCUGGACCAGUUUAAAUGCAGCAUAUGUAAUUAUGUGACAGUGAGAAAAAGCAAUUUUAUAAAACACUUGAAAAUUCACGACUCGAAGAACUAUUUAAAGUGCAAAUUUUGUCACUAUACGACUGCUUGGUUGUAUAAUCUAAAUACACACGUUACACGUAAACAUAACCUACAAAAUACAGGAGAGAAUAAAGUAGAAAUUACAGGCACAAUGGAGCCAAUAGUAGUUAAAAAAGAACCACUAGACGGUUUUGAAGGUAGUAUUUUGACGAAUAAACCUAGACCAACCUUUGCUGACCUAGAAAUGCCUUCAACCUCUGGGAUAGCAAUAAAACAAGAGAUCAAAGAGGAAUAUGAUGAUUUAGCAGUGAAAAUAGAAUCAACGUUCACAGACCAAGAAGACUAUUAUGAUGAAGCUGAGCUGGUUGAAAUGAAGUUUGAAGCUGAACAUGAAAGUUUUGUUGACAUAAGGAGCAAAAGUGAAAAUGUUAAUAAAGAAAUACAGCUGGAAAAAGUUGUCCCAAAAGCAGAAAAGGAAAUUGAAAAAAAUCCCAAAGGUAAGUUUGAGUGCAAGGUUUGUCCAAAGACAUAUCAAACGAGGAUGGGUUUAUUUUAUCACAAAAAAUAUGUACACAAAAAGCAUGAGCUGGAAGAAUUUAAAUGUAGCAAAUGCGAUUUUGUGACGGUGAGAAAAGGGAUUUUAAAUAAGCAUGUAAAAAUUCACGACAAAAGCAACUACCUAAAAUGCCAAUUUUGUCAAUAUAUGGCAGCGGAGUUAAAAGGUUUAAAUGCUCACAUUCUAAGUAAACACAAAUUGGAAAAUAAAGGAGAGAAUGAAAUAAAAAUAACAGGGAAAGUAUACGAGUGCACAAAAUGUUCAUAUUCGACUCUUCAUAAAGCACAUUACGAUAACCACCUACGAGUGUGUCUGAAAUUAAAAAAUGUUAAAUGUUACGAAUGUCACCUUUGUCUGUAUAAAACCAUUCACAAAAGCCAUUUAACAACCCACAUUAAAUCCCAUAACGAAAUAAAAAAAUUGAAAUGUUUGUUUUGCUUGUAUGAAAGCAAUGCAAAACAAAAUUUAGACCAACACAUUCUAACCAGACAUUCUGAUAUGUUAAAUGAAUCUAACAGAAAUAUAAUUACAUCCCAAAUACACCAUUGCCAACUGUGUAAAUACAAAUCAAUAAACAAAGGUAAUUUAAAAGCUCACCUAAAAACUCAUUCUGUUGAAAUGUCAAAAACCAUAACAAACUGAAUAAUUUAAGUUUUUAUAUUAUUGCUAAUAAAUUGUUACCAUUUUUAACUUGUCGUUUUUUAUUUACUUACCAACUUUAAUGACUAAAUUGAAGUAUCAUCACUAA